AGCCGGCCAUAUCCAUCCGCCCGUCCUUAUCCAUCCGCCUUAUCCAUCCAUCCGACCGAGUCGCUCACGUCUCUCUCUCGCUCUUGCUCUCUCGCCUCUCUCUCUCGCCUCCCUCUAUCCCUCUCUCUCUCUCUCUCUCGGCGGCCCGGCGGUGGCCCGUCGAGGUAGGCGUGGCGGUGGCUGGCAACGGCGCGCCCUCCCCUCCGCCGGAUCUAGCUGGAGGGGAGGUGGUGGACCUUGGGGACGGCCGGGCGGUGGUCCGGUGGAGGCGGUUGCGGCGGCCGCGCCCUCCCCUCCGCCAAAUCCGGCCGGAGAGGAGGCAGCGGACCUCGGCGGAGGCGGCACAGCGGCUGGCGGCGGACCUCGGCGGAGGCGGCUGGCGGCGGCCGUGCCCUCCCCUCCGCUAGAUCUGGACGGAGGGGAGGUGGUGGACGUCGGGGACGGUCGGGCGGCGGUCCAGCGAAGGCGGUGGCGCCAGCGGCGCCCGAUGGAUUUGUUGGAUGAUUUUAUAGUUCUUUUAGAUUUUUUUGUGAUUUGUGGAUGAUUUUAUUUCUGAAUAUGUUUCAUCUGUGAUCUGUGAUAUGUGAUUUGUGAUUCGUGAUUUGUGGGGGUUUGGGGAUGGAGUAGUGACGAUGAUUGUGAGUUCCGGCUCGAUUCGAGUCGGCUCUUUUUUUUUUUGGCUCGUGCAAACUUAUAGGUGCCGGUUCUAUUUUGGUAUAGGGGUCGGUUGUUUUUAUUGGUGCCGACCAAUAGGUGCCGGUUGGAAAACUGGCACCUAUAGCCGGUUCCCAAGCGGCACCUAUGAUGGUAUUUUACUAGUGUCAGGUGUUUGGAAUUUUCGAAGAUAUCACUUAGGGUCUUUUUUUUUUUUCUGGGCAUGUGGUUUUGACAAGCCCUAUACAUAUCUUUGUAUAAUUUUCUCCUAUUAUAUCAAUAUAGGAGGCACAACUUUUGCCCACUCUUAAAAAAAGAUAUUAAAGAAAGUUCCAAAUGCAUGCAGAUGCGACCGGAAUGCUUUUGAAUUGGAACAGGGACCUUACUGGAAAAGGUGACUCACACGGCCGGACACCUCUCCAUUUUGCUGUAUCGAUAGAACCACCCACGAAGAUUCCAUAUUACCACAAGAUAUUGUUCUCCAUCAUGCGCCACAUAGACAUAUACACUCUUUGUUUGGACCGGUUCCUCUAUCCUAGGAAAACCAGGGGAGAUAGCUUGACUCUGACUGGUAUGUUGAUGGAUGCUGAUGAAUCCUCAGCGUAUCAGCCUGACGACAAGGGUUCUUUCCCCAUCCAUGUCGCUGCAGCAGAGGGUAAUGAUGGCACGAUCAACAUACUGCUCAAUAAGAGCCCCAAUUGUGCCACCUUGCGCAAUGCCCAGGGAAGAACAUUUCUGCAUAUUGCUGUUGAGAACGGAAGACACACAAUCAUAAUGUUUGUUCGCAGGAGAAGAAGGCUGGCAGCUAAAAUUAUGAAUUUGCAGGACAACGAUGGAAACACCGCCCUACACUUGGCUAUACAAGAUGGGGAUCUGCAUGCUGUUUUAUGUCUAUUGAUGAACCCAGUAGUAAAAGUUGAUUGUCUGAACAAGGAGGGUCUAACACCUCUAGAUAUAUCAAGGAAGCUGAUACCAGAAGGGCUUCUUCAUGGAUCGCAUCAACGAAUUUGGAUAAAGAGGUCACUACAUCUUGCGAAUGCACAUCAUGCUAACCCUUCCCUUGACCAUCGUCAAGAGAAGUGCAUUUGCCGAACGGUCCGUGAGGAAAGAGAUUCUAAAAUAGUUGAAAAAGAUGACGAUGAACAAGAAGAUUCAAAGACAAUUACGGAGUCUACACAAGUUAUGGCCGUCUGCUCCACACUCAUUGCAACUGUGGCAUUCGCAGCAGCUUUUACAUUGCCUGGAGGUUAUAGAGCAGAUGAUCACACCAAUGGCGGCACGCCGACAUUCGUCGGAAGCUACGGUUUCGAUGCAUUCGUCUUGGCCAUCACAUUUGCAUUCGUCUACUCCUUGUUGGCUACAUUUAGCCUCGUGUAUUCAGGAAUGACCAAAGUUGACUACAGCAUCCGCUUGGAGCACCUUAACUCGGCCAAUAGCUUGGUCUGGCUAUCAAUCAGGUGCUUGCUAGCUGCAUUUGCAUUAGGUUUAUACGUUGUCCUGGCACCAGUUGCUCACAAGACUGCCUUGCUUAUCUGCCUCAUGUGUUCCGUUGGGUUAUUGCACGGGCAUACGUCAAUGAAGACACAGAUCCGCAUGGCCGUGCUCUUACAGGGAAGGAUUGGGUUUAAGGUGUGGUGGAUUUUGGGCAGGAAGAUACUUCGAAACUUUCUGCACUCAUUUUGGCCCUUCCUGAUUAUCUUUGGUUGGCCAGCUUAUCUGAAAUGGAGGCACCAACAGUAGUUAGACUCAUAUAUAUGACCACCAAAUAUGUCGUAUUUGUACCGCUGAUCACCAUAGAUUGUAUUUCUUAUAGUAUCCCUUUUGCUAUUGUGAUUUUGUUUCUAUGGUGACAACAUACUGUAUUGUGUACCAUUCUGGGAAAACUAUUGUAUUUUUGCCACAUCAGUUCAAAUUAUGACAAUUCGAGUCCAUUAUUAUA
This is a messenger RNA of Oryza sativa Japonica Group (Japanese rice), 2593 nucleotides long. Its product is annotated as ankyrin repeat-containing protein At5g02620. Gene Ontology annotation, cellular component: plasma membrane. Lineage: Eukaryota; Viridiplantae; Streptophyta; Magnoliopsida; Poales; Poaceae. Gene Ontology annotation, molecular function: protein binding. The record is from RefSeq and is a predicted model, not a curated record.